AUGUUACGAUCACCUGCGUCAGUCAAGAAAAAUGACAAGCAGAAGAUGUUGCAGAAGCGGAUUGCACUUAGUGCAAGUAUUUCUGCAGACGCAUUGCUGUAUCAAGAGGAUCAGCUCCAUGCUCGUCGAUGUCCGGUUGGAAACUCUACCACUGACUUGUCCCCUGUAGCUAACGAAAAGAUUGCAACGUCCGUGUUGCCUACUUCUUCAGCAGAAUUAGGACCGCUGUCGAUUCCUCGACAACGUGAUCAAGCCAAAAUUACUUCAUUUUCACCUAAAAAGCUACCGUUAUCAGUGUCAACAUCCCAAUCAUUAGAAAAUUAUGCUGAGAGGCUGGAACAGGCUGAGAAUACAGAGUUGUUUACGUACACGAGUGCAUUGUGCUACCGAGUCACAGGUCGAUAUCUACCACGAGCUUUGCUUCAAAGCGAUCCGAAGGCCCAAGAACGUGAGAUUGAGCGAAUCCAACGUGAUCCUGAGAUUUUACGUGCGAUUGACUCUGUGCGAGCCUUGUCUGCUCAAUUUAAAGAUGUGGCGCAGACUACAAUGGGUCAUCGCAAAGAACUCGGACAUCGCCUAUUUCGGAUUGAAGAGAGUUAUUUGAAGCUAUUUGAAAAGCUUUUAGAGCUAUCGUUGCGGCUUUAUUGGGAUUACGAGUCACGAACGGAAGCACAACGAAAAGAGGAUCGAGCAAGCAUUUUGUGUUGGCGUGAUAAAUAUGAGAGAAAAUGCCAAGAGCUCGUGAAAGAAAGCAACAAGCUGGCAGCACGAGAUAUUAUUCAUCGCGCUCGAGAAAUCGAGCUGCAAGACUUGCAAGGCCAAAUGAGAGAUAUCAAAAGUGAUGUGAAAGACCAACGAGAGCUGGAGGCACAAAUUAGUCAGCUCAAAAAUGAUAUGCUAACGCAGCGAAUGCUGGAGCAAAAGCUGCGUGAUGAAAAUGAUCAAGUGACUAAUGCGCGCGAUGAAAUAGUCGAGUAUCAAAAACAAUCACAAAAAGAUCUUCAAAUGAAACAUAAGCUACUUAUCCAAGACCUUAGGCGUGAUAUUCGAGAAAAAGACGCCUUUAUUAGCAAACAGAUUGGUGAGCUUCGCCUUUUGAAAGAGAUUGUUCCAGUGCCUCCUGUAUUCUAUGAAUCUCAUUCAUCGCAGACAGAAGUUGACGAUGACGGAUUGUGGAAUGUCCAGGACGGGAUCCCAUGCUUUGUAUCGAAGAGUGUGAUGCAUCGCUCAAUGUGGCGCCGAUUUAGCGCUUUCGUUGCUUGUAAGAAUUGCAAGGGUCGACCCCUUCCAAAGGCUGCGAGAAUGAGUACUUACAAACGAGAUUUGCAAGAUGUUGAUAGGGAGGAUCUGGACUUGUUGUUUGCUGACUUUGGUAAGAAGCGAACAGAAAAGGCGACAAGACGACUAGAACGUAUCGAACAAGAAUGGGAAUUACCGCGUCACACUGUGUUGUUUCUCUCAAAUCUGCCUAAAUCGGUUGUUGCUUUUCCACUUUAUUCAGCUGAACAUGUUAUCUCUCAAAUUGAGGCCAUUUACGACGAUAAAUUUAUAUCUGAUCGAAUAGAUGAAGCUGAUGGCGUUGCCCGAGAAGACCUGCCCCGCUUUACGUGCGAGUACUUCUUGAAAACACACGGACUAAGACAAAGUGCUGAAGUUGGUCUGUAUCGGUUGACCAAGACGAGAUUGCUGAAUCACUUCCAACUUCUCUCGACAAAAAGAAGCUUUCUUCGGGUAUUUCUGGAGGCUCGCCAUUAUUUAUUGCGCUCUCCCGCUCGAAAGCCUCGAAUAGACAAAACAAGCUUGGAAGAAGAAAGAUUCGUUGUUGAACACGUUGUUCAGGUGGAGCCAACAAAACAGUGGGUACCAUUAAAUCAUGCUAUUGCAGUGCUUAGAUGGUAUAGUAGCUGUCUACCGGAGGCAAGCAUUUCACAUUACUGUCGUCAGGUCGAGUAUAUCACAGCAAUAUACGACGGUCAUACUCUCAAAGAAAUUACUGGCAACCGAUUGGCAGUUCGCGCGGAGAUGAGACGAGUUAUGCUGGCUAACGAAAAUCUCAAAGAAUCGUUUUCUAGUAAUAAAAUUGGCAAUUGUCAACAACGUCCGUCGCCACCGCAAAUUGUUGCUGAUGUUCACAAAGUACUUUGCCUACUGAUGGACGCACUUGAACAACGUCAUAAAGUUAUAAAGAAGGAUUUGACCAGGCUGUUCGAUGCGGCCGACGUUAAUCACGACCGUGUGCUAACCCUAGACGAAUUUAGUGCGAUAAUUCGAAAGGGGAAGCCUCAUUUUAGCGACAGACGAAUCCUGCGCAUGUUUCGAGAAUCUUUGAUGGGAGGAGCUGAUCAGUCUUUUGCUCUUUCAAUGGAGGCAUUUGUGGGUGUUUGCAACGAUCACGGUUUAGUAUCACUACUUCCUGAUGGGCAAAAUGGAGGGACGGCAGUGCAAAUAUCUGGCGCGUCCGAAUCGUUGACGUGUAUUUCGGAUAAGAUAUCAGAGGCUUCUCUUCAAAAUAAAAGCGAUUUGCCAGUCGUAAUAGCGCAAGACAUAGACGAAGAAGACAACGAAAAUGACAAUUGA
Plasmopara halstedii is the source of this 2577-nucleotide messenger RNA. Its product is annotated as EF-hand domain pair. Lineage: Eukaryota; Oomycota; Peronosporomycetes; Peronosporales; Peronosporaceae. The transcript has 13 exons. The record is from RefSeq and is a predicted model, not a curated record. Bases 1 to 2577 code for a protein of 858 amino acids. Gene Ontology annotation, molecular function: calcium ion binding.